AUGGUGUGCAAACACGAUGAACGUAAACCAGCAUCGAUGGCCACUGGCCGAUAUCAACCAUAUAAUCGACAGCAGCUCGAACGUAUAAACAUUUUUCAACUAGCUGAUGACCGACAAACAACUGUUGGCAAUACAGCGAAUAAAAAAAAUACAAUGUGUUCUAAUAAUCCUCAAAUCAUGGUCUUCAGACCAUCUUUGAGUGAAUUUCAACAUUUUAGUCGGUAUAUUGAGCUAAUGGAAUCAAAAGGAGCUCAUAAGGCUGGUGUUGCGAAAAUUAUCCCACCAUCCGAAUGGACACCCCGAAUAAAGAGCUACGAUGAAGAUGAUAUAAUGAGUUUAAAAAUUCCAAUUCCAAUAUACCAAGAUGUUCAGGGCAAUGAAGGAAUAUAUCAACAAUUUAGACGUGAAAAGAAAACCAUGACCGUCAGGCAAUUUAAAAACCUGGCAGAGUCAGAACAAUACAAAACUCCAGAACAUACUGACUAUAAAGACCUGGAAAGAAUAUAUUGGGAGAACAUUGUUUGCCACACCCCAAUAUAUGGGGCCGAUGUAACUGGGUCAGUUACUGGCAAAGAUGUGAAAGCUUGGAAUAUGAAUAGGCUGGACACAAUACUGGACGUUAUGAACGAUACGACCAUCGAAGGUGUCAAUACACCUUAUUUAUAUUUCGGCAUGUGGAAAUCCACAUUUGCGUGGCAUACUGAAGACAUGGAUUUAUACAGUCUCAACUAUGUGCAUGUUGGAUAUCCAAAGACAUGGUAUGCAAUACCUCCAGAAUAUGGAGAAAUAUUUGAAAAAUUGCUUGAUCAGAUUUAUCCGGCUGAAACAUCAAGGUGCCAAGCAUAUGUUCGGCACAAAACGAUUGUUUUAUCACCUGACUUUUUAAAAAAGCAUUCUAUACCAUUCAAUACAAUCACACAAGAACCAGGGGAAUUCAUGGUUACUUUCCCUUUUGGUUACCAUGCCGGUUUCAACCAGGGUUAUAACAUCGCUGAAGCAAUAAACUUUGCUACACCACGUUGGGUGGAGUAUGGAAAAAAAACGACAUAUUGCCAAUGCUUCGGAGAUCCCAUUAAAUUCAACAUGGAUAUAUUUAUACGACGUAUACAACCAGAUAAGUACCCGUUAUGGCUGAAAAGAAAUAAUAUUGGUCCUCAUCUAGAAGAUCAUGAUAAAUGCGAUGGUCCAGGAGAAAGAAUUGUCAAGAAAAGAAAAUGUAGGUUAAAUGAGAAUCAUAAUGAUAAAAUUUUAAAACUAGUCCUAUAUCGGAUACACCCAUAUAAAAUUGUUAAUGAUUUAGACUAA
Molecule: messenger RNA, 1305 nt
Organism: Acyrthosiphon pisum (pea aphid)
Lineage: Eukaryota; Metazoa; Arthropoda; Insecta; Hemiptera; Aphididae
Product: putative lysine-specific demethylase 4B
Exons: 7
Coding region: 1-1305 (434 amino acids)
Biological process (GO): regulation of gene expression; chromatin remodeling
Cellular component (GO): nucleus; chromatin
Molecular function (GO): histone H3K9 demethylase activity; histone H3K36 demethylase activity
Source: RefSeq, a predicted model, not a curated record